AUGAAGCUCCUCUACACCACCGUCGCCAUGCUCUGCCUCAUUAGCACGGGUCUGGCAGCCAAACCAGCUCCCAAUUCUCUCGAGGGAACGCAGAACUGCUGCCAUACCGUCAAGAAAGGUAAAGGUCACAGGUUGUGUGCUGAUGGCACGGCUGGCACCCCUUAUUGUGGCAAGGGCCCUUGCAAUGCCCUUGGAUGUGCAUGCAAAGGUGGAUGCCGCAAGAAGUAG
Aspergillus campestris IBT 28561 is the source of this 228-nucleotide messenger RNA. RefSeq lists its product as uncharacterized. The transcript is spliced from 3 exons. Lineage: Eukaryota; Fungi; Ascomycota; Eurotiomycetes; Eurotiales; Aspergillaceae. The record is from RefSeq and is a predicted model, not a curated record. Bases 1 to 228 code for a protein of 75 amino acids.